UACACGGCCAAGUACAAUUUUUUAUUUGCUUAUAUUCCCGCCACUUUCGGAGUUGAUAAGCGCAAGACACUUUAUCGUUACUCCCUGAUAAAAUGGUUUAUUGCACGAUAUGGGUCAGACUGUAGGCAGAAAGCUUGUGUUCAACGAAAUCAAUUUUAGCAUUAGAUAAGAUUAUCAGUCAAUAUGACAAUAUAAUUUGGGUAUGAACCCUAUUAACUUCGCCACUCGCCUGCCUGCCUGUGAGUGAGUAUUUAUUAUUUAUAAAUUCAGUCUUGUCCGAAACACAUUGGAAACAAUUACUCUAAUAUUUACACAUUUCGUAUUUCGUAUUUUGUAUUUUGUAUUUCGUAAAAUGAGCCACUCAGAGAAUAUAUUAGAUCAGCUGAAGAGUUCAGUGCAGGCAAUAAUAGACAAAACCGGUGCUGGAAGUAAAUACACACAAAGCUUAGUAAGCCGCAUACAGGCGUUACAACAGAAACUGGAAUCUCUUUCCAAUAUUGAAAGAAGUCAGUUCUUGACAGAAAUGCAGGGUUCCUUCCAAAAUACAAUCAAUAAAAUCGAACAGAAGCUAACACAACAUGCAAAUUUUGAAAAAGUCUAUAAUUAUUCCAUAAUCUCAGCUGUGGUUCUCACACUUGUGGUUACUGUUGCACUUUUCGGCUAUAAACUUUACAAAUCUCUGAUGGAAAAAGAACUGAAGAAGCAGGAAAAAGUUAAAAAUAAGCACACCAAAAAAUCGAAAAAGAAUAACUAAAGACACAAACUUAUAAAGCCGAAAUGAUGCACACAUCUACUUAAAAAUCCGUUUUUAAUACUAUAUAUGUUUAAAUAUACAGUUUUAUAUUACUAUACCAAAUAUGAUGAAUUAUCAGUAAAUUACUUACAACCUAACUUAUAACUUAAUAGUAGUACAGAUAAAUGUUCUCGUGAAUCUUGUGUAUGUGUAUAUGUUAAAUGUUCAGUAAUUAAAUUAACUUUAUGAUC
This is a messenger RNA of Teleopsis dalmanni, 984 nucleotides long. RefSeq lists its product as uncharacterized. Bases 353 to 754 code for a protein of 133 amino acids. The transcript is spliced from 2 exons. The record is from RefSeq and is a predicted model, not a curated record. NCBI's taxonomy places the organism in Eukaryota, Metazoa, Arthropoda, Insecta, Diptera, Diopsidae.